AUGAGGGGUGCUGUCUCAUCUGCACCGGGCAAGCCACAAAGCACCAUUUUAGCAAUCUUACAUGCUGAUGUAUACGAAUCAGCUUUCCGGCCUGUCUACCUGCACGAAAGCAAAGGCACGCACAGUCUCGUGGAACCCAGUUUCCGCCCUACAGGAUAUUGCUCGAGCGCACUGACAGGCUUCGAUGAGAGAGAGAAAGAAAGAAAGAAAGAAAGAAAGAAAGAGAAGGGUCGGAAAACGGUCCGAACUCGACCUUCUGGAACCUUUCCCGGGUAUUGGCAUAUGCAGUCACACCUGGGCGAGAAGGUCGGCAUCAGAGAGUCUGGUGUCUCUGGCAUAUGUUGGUCGCACCCUCGUGCGAAGUCUACUGCUGCAAGCUGGAUGCCCUGGUAUGGGAAGUCUCAUACCAGCACAACUCCUAUCAUAUGGAAACUGCCGCUUUUAACUCGAGACGCCAUGGCGCUUGCCUGGAAUUUCUUUUUGUAA
Colletotrichum godetiae is the source of this 486-nucleotide messenger RNA. RefSeq lists its product as uncharacterized. The transcript has a single exon. NCBI's taxonomy places the organism in Eukaryota, Fungi, Ascomycota, Sordariomycetes, Glomerellales, Glomerellaceae. The record is from RefSeq and is a predicted model, not a curated record. Bases 1 to 486 code for a protein of 161 amino acids.